Schistosoma intercalatum is the source of this 1858-nucleotide messenger RNA. Lineage: Eukaryota; Metazoa; Platyhelminthes; Trematoda; Strigeidida; Schistosomatidae. The record is from the annotation of a GenBank genome assembly.
GGAUUGUGUAGGCGGAAAUUUGAUGGUGUAUGUUACCCGAUGACUUUACCGACUACUGAUGAUUUGUACUCAUGUUAUGAUAAACUAACCGACAGUUCUAUAGAUUUAAAGGAGGUUGUGACUGUGGUUUUCUAAUAUUUCGUCUAUUAUUAGAGAGAAAAUGCCUACAAAACAGUACUUGUAGGUGUUAAAGGCGAUGAAAAUGCAAAGAGAUUGUCAAGUCAGUUUAUAGCAAGAUUUAGCAAACUUUUCGAGAAUCUACUGGAGGAAAGUUUCAAUUGUUUUCUGGAUUUAUGUGACGACGACGAUGUAAACGUUCGAAGUCAAGUGGUGCACGAUUUGUUACAGUUUUGUAAACAUGCACGGGUGUUCGUCCCACGUGUUGCUGAUGUUCUCGUUCAAAUGUAUCAAACAGAUGAUAAGAAGGAGCUGAAUGUAAUUUCUUUGGCUUUGUCUCAACUACUUCAUUCGGAGUCGAAAGCGACCUUACUAGGAAUAUUCAAUCGACUUCUUUCAAUGAAUGCAGAAAAUUCUAGAGAAAAUACUCUCAAAUUCCUAUGUGAACGUUUAAAAAGUCUACCAGACAAUGUAUUAACCAGUGAUCUGGAGUCUUUUGUGGUUGAACAAACUAAUCGAGUGCUACAUGAUGUUUCUGAGGAUGAGUUUCCAAUGUUAAUCUCUUUACUAUCAUCCCUGAAAUGUAUGUCUACACUGACUGGCAGGCAAAAACUAGUCGGCAUGAUCUCUCAACAAGCUUUGCAGGCCGUUCCUACAUUCAAUGCUAGUGAUCGGGCAUGUAUAGCUCAAGUUCGGGAGAGUUGUAGACAGGCUGCCUUAUGUAUAUCUAAAAACGUUAAUGCUCAUGACUUGUACAUAUACAUGUUGGAAAAAUUCCUACCACAAUUUGGUGACUUUGCUGAAGACACUUUCGACGAACGGCUGAGCUUACUUCAGUUGACCGCAGAGCUACUGUUUUUCCCAAGUCAAGCACUUGCAUCGAUAAAGUCAGAGGAUAUAACAAAAUAUUUAAACUCUGCUUUUAAUAUACUGUCAAUGUUCUUGCCUAACAUCCCUUCGGAAGAAACAGCUGACAACUUGAAACAGCCUUCUAUAGAAAAACCAACAUUAAACCAGAUGGGUUUGAAGUUUUCGGAGUUAGAAGCAAGUUUGUUUUUAUGCUGCCAGCUUGGAUGUUAUUAUCCUCAAUAUUUUGGGGGGAAAGCGAAUGAUAAUGAACCUGAGUUAUCUGUUAUCGAAGAUGGAGUCGAUAGAUUACGUACUGUCAGACCUCGUCUCCAGUACUUAAGUCAGCUAGCACAAGAUUAUGCAACAACAAUAUCUGGUCAGUUGGAUAAGAAUUUACAGUCUGAAGAGAGCAAGCUUCGAAUCAUGGCUCACAGACUUAUGAUGAACAUACAGCGAAUGAUACGGUGCUUUUUUCACAACCCUCCAAUGUUCAAAACCAUCAAUGUAACAUUGUCGUGGAUUCAAUCACCUGUUACUUCGAUUCCAGGUACAAAGCGUCCUCUUUCCACGGAUUCGGGUAAUCACCAUAGUACAGGUGUUCGACAACCACGUGGUGAUAGACUAUUGUAUACUCCACCAAUCGGUCAGUGGUCUCGUGUUGAUACUAUUGAUUCGAAUAAAGGCAGAUUUCGAUGUGGUCGUAGUGGUCGGGGGCGUGGACGGAACUUCUAAAUUGACAUCGUUUGUUUUGUGUUACUUACCCCUCUUUAAUUGCUAGCUGUAAAAUAUUCUCUAACCAGCUGUUGAUGCUAUUCUGUAAUUCAACACAUUUUAAUACUUGUAUUUUUCCUUUUUGUACAUGUAUGAUAUUAGUAAACAACAUCUCAUAAUG